CAUCUUUCCUCCCAUCUAAAGUAUUGUCUGCUGUAUUUUGCUCCUCAUUUCGCCUCUUCAUUUCACCCCUCUUUCAUCUUUCCUCCCCUUUCUUUUCCUUUCUCACAGCUCAAAAAAAAAAAAAAAAAAAGAGAUUAAAGAAGCAAUGUUGGGGGAUUUCAUGCCAUACUUGGCCAUGCUUCUGGUGCAAGUAUGCUACGCUGGAAUGAACAUCACCUCCAAACUUGCCAUGGAAUCCGGCAUGAAACCUCUCGUCCUCGACGCCUACGGCCAAAUCUUUUCCAGCAUUGUCAUCACCCCUUUUGCUUUUUUCUUUGAACGGAAGACAAGACCCACAAUCACAAUGCCUAUUCUAUUCCAGUUAUUCUUGUGUUCUAUUACAGGGGCAACCGCAAACCAGGUGUUCUACUUUCUUGGACUGAAAGAUUCAACUGCAACUAUUGCGUCUGCAUUGAAAAAUGUCCUCCCUGCAAUGACUUUUGUCAUUGCAGCCCUUUGCAAACUAGAAGACGUCGGAAUAAAGACUGCAGCAGGGAAGGCAAAGGUGAUAGGGACGAUAGCAUGUGUUGGUGGCUCGAUGUUGGUAUCAUUUUACCAUGGACACACCAUUGACAUAACUGAAUCCAGCAUUCAUUGGAUAUAUGCCGAGAAUAUGGCUGCUUCAAGUUCUGGUAAUGGGACAAGCUUACUUGGUACAUUCCUAGUCAUAGUCAGUUGUGUUGCAUGGGCUAUUUGGCUCAUAAUCCAGGAACGGCUAGAGAAAAAGUUCCCAGCGCCAUACACAACAACUUCAGUGAUGUGUUUCAUGGCAAGCAUCGAGUGUACUGUCAUUGGAUUCAUUUCUGAGCAUAAAAUAUCAGAAUGGUCUCUGAGGUCUGAUAUUAAGCUCGUUGCAGCCUUGUACACGGGGAUUGUGUGUAACGCAUUAGCGUCUUGCCUCACCAUAUGGAGCAUAAAAAAGAAAGGACCUCUUUUUGUCUCAGUAUUCAGCCCGUUGUUGCUCGUUAUUGCGGCAAUCCUAAGUUGGGCAUUGUUACAUGAAAAAUUCUUCGUGGGAACUCUUGUUGGGUCCGUUAUGAUCGUUGCUGGACUUUAUGCGGUUCUAUGGGGCAAGGAUGCAGAGACUAAACAGUUGAAACGUACGGAAGAAAUGGAAAGACAGCAAGCUGAUGACUUGGAGCUUGCAAACUAGAUGUAUUUUCCUGCUAAUGUUGGGUAAAGGCUCGAUUCUGCGCCGCGUUAGGUAGAUUUUGUCAAGUGUUUGUAUCCUGUAGUAGUGUUUGUAUGUGAACAAGGCUGGAUUCAAGUGCGAAGGAAGCCCUUAAUAAUUGAGGCAGACAGUA
Rubroshorea leprosula is the source of this 1343-nucleotide messenger RNA. Lineage: Eukaryota; Viridiplantae; Streptophyta; Magnoliopsida; Malvales; Dipterocarpaceae. The record is from the annotation of a GenBank genome assembly.